This is a messenger RNA of Larimichthys crocea (large yellow croaker), 840 nucleotides long. Its product is annotated as myelin protein zero-like protein 1. The record is from RefSeq and is a predicted model, not a curated record. Lineage: Eukaryota; Metazoa; Chordata; Actinopteri; Sciaenidae. Bases 137 to 706 code for a protein of 189 amino acids. The transcript has 5 exons. Gene Ontology annotation, cellular component: plasma membrane; cell surface; focal adhesion.
UUUAACUAGGGGGGUGGAACACCAACCUGAUUAUUCUGGGGGGGUUGUGACUUCAAGUUUUUACAGUGAAGUUUAAGAACCACUGAAGGGACUGGAAACAGAGCAGAGGGACAAAUCCUGCAAUUCCAACAAUAAAAUGGAGCCAAAAUGGUCAAAUCCCAUCUGCAAGCUUCGUUUAUUGAUGCUAUGUUUUGUUUUAGUAACAGUCACCAAACCUACAUCAGCUAUUGAAAUACACACCGACCCUGAAGUGAUUGUGCAGAACGGCACCACAGGAACCCUUCGAUGCACCUUCAAGUCGAGCGAAGUGGUCAGCAACUCCACCUCAGUGAUCUGGACUUAUCAUCGGUUUCAAUCUGAUAACUGGUUCACACUUCCAUACCUGGUUUUACUCUUUUCCAACGAGAACGAAAUCAUACCAGAUGAUUAUAAAGAUAGAGUGAAGUUUAUUGGAGACAUGAACAAGAAUGACGUCUCAAUACAGCUGAGCCCGAUUCAGUUCAGCGACAACGGUACCUUCUUCUGUGAUGUAAAGAACCCACCAGACGUAACAGGAACACCGGGUCGAACGAUGCUCAAGGUCGUUCCGAAAGUUGCAAUGAAUACGACAGACAAACUCAUUUACACGAACUUGACUGACACUGACCAGCUUCCAGCAAAGGAGUUGGACAGCAGAGUUGACAGUGCCUCCCCAGUUCUUGGCUGAUUAGUGGGGCUUGCUGUACUCUUUAUUGCUGCAGAUGUUUGCUCCAUGUGAAAACAGCUAAAGUGGCUCUUCUAAUUUGUUGUAUUGCCUGCUUAUUUGUGCUUCACAGAAAGUUAAUAAAACCCUAAAUGUGC